UUAAAGGAGGGUUCUGAAGAACUAAAAUAAUUUGCCUGUAACCAAAUCGUUGGGCAUUAAAUGAAUGUCAAUAAUAGUCAUGACUUUAAACCAUAAAUGACUGAAAUGAUCACUUUAUGCAGGUCACCUUAAUGUUUAAGAGUGCCUCUACCUCCACUGAGAGGUAAGGCAAUGGAUAUACCGCUUACAGACAGUACAAUAUGCCUCUCCCUAAAACUCAUUUCUUCAAAAUGACACGUUUCAGCUUGUUACCUCCACAACCCUUCUGAAAUCAAAACAACAAACGACUUAUCAGAAAACUGCUUCAAGGAAAUAGGUUGUGAUGCAACUUUGGCUUCACUUGUAUUUAUAUUAACACAGCCUUAUAAAGAACAGAAAUGGCCAAAUGCCACAUUCUUGAGUAUCUUUCAUUCGGUCUGUAGGAACAAAGUACAGUAUUUUCAAAUUACAGGAUGGAUUUAUUCAUGGGGCAGUAAAACUGACUCUAAACUUCUAGCAAGCAAGCACUGCUUUAUCUUCAGAAAUGGAUCCAAGCUCCAACUCCUCCAAUGAGAAGACAAAUGGGACGAUUAGCAAAAACGGGACUGUUGACGAGAUUAAAAUGUUUACCAUGAUCAUCUGUUCGUUGUAUACCUUUAUUUUCCUCGGUGGAUUGAUACUGAACACUCUGGCUGCCUGGAUUUUCUUUCAGUUAAAAAACAGGACAACUUUCAUAUUUUAUCUGAAAAACAUUGCCGUUGCAGACUUAAUAAUAACACUGACAUUUCCCUUUAAAAUACUCAGUGACUCGGGACUGGGACACUGGAAAUUAAAGGCUUUUGUGUGCCGCUAUUCUGCAGUCAUAUUCUACUGUAACAUGUAUGUUAGCAUACUUUUCCUUGGACUGAUCAGCUUAGACAGAUAUCUAAAAAUUGUGAAACCAUUCGGCGACUCUAGAAUGUACAAUGUUAAGUUCACAAAAUUUGUGUCUUUAGGAGUGUGGCUGUGCAUGAUCCUUAUUUCAAUGCCAAACAUGAUUUUCACAAAUGUAAGUCCAACAAUAGAAACAGCUGGCAACUGUUCAGCUCUAAAAAGCCACUUUGGUCUUGCGUGGCAUGGAGUGGGUAUCUACGUGAACAUCUGCAUAUUUACAGCUGUUUUCAUUGUAUUAGCUGCAUGCUACAUUUCGAUUUCCAGGCACAUCUAUCGCUCGAAUCAGCAGUUUGUAGGUUCUGAGAACGAAAGAAAGCACAAUCAAAAUAUAUUAAUAAUUCUGCUUGUUUUUUUUAUUUGCUUUGUGCCGUAUCACUUGUGGAGGAUACCGUUUACAUUAACUCAGAUAGCCUCAAAAUUCGAUGAGUACGGGACUUUCAUUUUGACACAUGGCAAAAUUGUUACUCUCUUUAUGUCUGCGUGCAAUGUUUGCCUGGACCCUAUCAUAUACUUCCUGAUGUGCAAGUCCUUUACCAAAAUGCUGCGAAAAAAACUGCACAUUGAACCUAGUGUUGAUUUCAAUGGGUCCAGAGGCAGCUCCAGAGGAACAAUCAAGGUACGGAGAUUCCGAGAAUACACAUCCACAAACAUUUAGUGCCAAAACCGAUGAACACUUCAUUUUACAUUUCCUGUUGAAGGCACAGAGUGCUACGUUUCGACGUGUUCUUGUGUUAGUCAGAGUUUCGUCAAGGGACUGAAAUUAAUUGCAAGCAUAAUGCCAAUUCCAAGAUCCGGAAGUACAGUUGCUGCUUUGUGGAGCCGGAGCCUCUUCCUCAAUGAAAGCAGCUAACUACUGGGGGAGUCAAGCCAGAACCUGAGAUCUCCUGCAUGGAUUAAAUCAAUUAUCCCCACAGUCCAGGUUUUUGAUUUAACCAGGAAUGAAGUAGUCAGUUGAAACCUGCACUUAUAUUAGCCCACACAGCCUCUGCAGUUUUAGAAAGCUUGCCGUACUGUAUUCCUGCAGUCAGAUAUCCCCACCCCUGUUAGUGCUGGAGACAGUAAUUCAAGCACACACUCACUGCUGACCUUCAAAGAAGCUACAGUCAUGUUCUGGCAUGUGCUGCAAUUACACAGUGCUGUUUGAGUAGUACAGUAAUUUUCAUUAAAUAUGGUUCAGGUACGAGGUGAUUGCAAGCUUAUAAAGUAUAGCUUUGGCAGCGCCAUUAAUGUUUAAAACAUGGGGGUGCAUGGAAUGGAUACAACAUUGAAUAAUGUAUAUUCUGACUAUUGUUAUUACAUGUAACAUUGUUUUAAUUAUUUUUAAGAAGUUUGUAUAUUAAAUAGAUGAAUAAUGCGUAUGGAUCACAAUGUCUCUUUAAGAGGCACGGAGCGUGAAAGACAGAAAACCAUCAUUCUGUUCCAAAUGGUACUGUAUUUUAACAAGGCCUUAAAGGCAACAACGAAAAUAAAAACACUAUGGGUGGCCUGCAUAUAUUAAAGUGCCAAACAUAUGUAGCUUUAAAUCAUUAGCAGGCCUAGAAAACACGGUCCUGUGGCUACUGUGCUGGUCUGAUAGUAUGAAAAGUGACAAACAGCUAUUUUUAACCUAGAAGAUCAAAAUAGCAGCUGGCAGAAGUUAAUGAAAUGCGAAACUGAGUGAAAGGCAAUACACAACACUAGCAUGUUUCCUUCUCCUUGAGAUACUUGGUGACGUAGCGGUUGAAAAUCUGUGGAUAAUGUUGGAAGAUGUCCUGUUUAUAUACCGGUACAUGUGAAAACACUAACUGUGUCAACACUGUCAAGGUUAACCCAUUAUACCACAAUGUAAAUACAGUAUAUUUACUGCCUGACCCAAUCAUGUGAUUCAGUAUGAUAGAGGGUAUAUUCCAGAAAAAGAAACUUUAAAUUACUGAAUUUUACCAACACAGAGAGGCCUCACUUUGCUAUUCUUUGACAGGAAUGGAAGGUGAAUCUGCUAAAGUAGACUAAGUCUCAGAAUGAAUUAUUACAGUAGCAGUUCUUGUGUUUAAAUAUGGGUUCUCAGAAAGAAAGAGAACUCAUGUGAGAAGACUCAAUAUACACAUACUGGUAAUUCAACUACUUAGAAAAAAAAGGAAAACAAAGUUUCCCUCUCGGUGACUUGUUUCCAAACAGACAACCCUUCUGAUAAUGUUUGCGUUACACCACAGCGCCCUCUGCUGGAAGAAACUGGUCAGGAGUAGAUCAGGUUUUACACCAAGCCUUCCAUACUGUGCUUCUUCAUGCAGUUUAGCUCAUUUGAAUAUACUUCUGUGGUCUCUUGAUAUGUGUAGCAGUCCUACAGUACAUGAUCAGGAAGGGUGUGCCAGGCAAGCCUGGUGCUUACAAAGUUAAAACACCUCCCUGGUUGAUUUUAAGGGCUUAGCUUUCAAGUUGGUGUCUGAUCCAGUGGUUAAAGAAACAGGCUUGUAACCUGGAGGUCCCUGGUUCAAAUCCCACCUCAGCCACUGACUCAUUGUGUGACUCUGAGCAAAUCACUUAACCUAUUUGUGCUCCGUCUUUCGGGUGAGACGUAGUUGUAAGUGACUCUGCAGCUGAUGCAUAGUUCACACACCCUAGUCUCUGUAAGUCGCCUUGGAUAAAAGCGUCUGCUAAAUAAACAAAUAAUAAUAAUAGGGGGUGAACUGUGCAUCACAUCUGCUGCUGCAGAGUCACUUAUAACAAGACCUCGGUUUUACAUCUCAUCCAGGUUUCAAAGUUUCCAUUUAUUCCAAAAGUGCGCUCCCCUCCCAGUGGGUCCAUAGCCAGCAGUAUGUGAGCUACACUCACACAAGACUCACCCUUCUCUUCAAACAGCAGAGCACGUACUAGGUGAGCAACUGAGGAGCCCUAUAGUCACAACAUGCGUCAAACUGGAAAUUGAUUACCAUUUCUCCAGCAACGUUGGCCUGAAAGCAGUAAGAUUAAACUUCUGAGCAGCAAACACUCAGACAGUGUGCUUCCCAAGAAAAACAGGGUCAGACCUCCUUUAAGUAAGCAGUAGAAAAACAUGACUUUUGCAGAGUUUAGUCUAAAGAUGGCCUCAAGUGUUUCGAGUUAAGCGCAGUAAACAUUACGCGAUAGCUAAAGCAAUUGGAACUGCCAGAUGUCACACUGGCUCUCAUUCUCAGUAAUCAGUCACUGUUCUUCCUUUGACUCGCAUGUUUUCAGUGCCUCUGCGGUCCUUCAUGUCAUGUUGAAGCUGUAUACAAACUUAACACUGAAGGGCAGCGGGAAUAUGUAUAAGAGCAAUAAACAGAUACUGUGAUAUCUGAUUAAUAACUUGUUACAAUAACUCAGGAUGUUUAUAUUACAGUAAGCAGCUUUAAAUUACAUGUUCAUAUGUGUCUAUUUUUUUAAAACUGUUUCUUUACCAUUUUAUGCUUGUAAUCAUCUGUGGUUCUUAUUGCAACGGCUUCAUAUAUUCUCGUAAAUUAAUAAUACAUUUUAAAUGUUCA
This is a messenger RNA of Acipenser ruthenus (sterlet), 4388 nucleotides long. RefSeq names its product G-protein coupled receptor 87-like. Gene Ontology annotation, biological process: G protein-coupled receptor signaling pathway; negative regulation of adenylate cyclase activity. The record is from RefSeq and is a predicted model, not a curated record. The coding region runs from base 524 to 1567 and encodes 347 amino acids. The transcript has 2 exons. Gene Ontology annotation, cellular component: membrane. Gene Ontology annotation, molecular function: G protein-coupled purinergic nucleotide receptor activity. Lineage: Eukaryota; Metazoa; Chordata; Actinopteri; Acipenseriformes; Acipenseridae.